AUUGUAAAUGAUCUAAGACGUUUUUUUUUACGUUCGGAAACGGAAUCACUUCGAUCGGAGAGUGUGCUUCGCAACCAGACUGGAGGUCGGAAGUACUUGAAGGUAGCCCAGCAGCAGCAGAGUUCCAGGGCACUCACUCUGGGUCAGGGGAUGGGAGCACCUCAAAUGAGCAGCAGCCGAAGUAGUCUGCAGAAUCUCCACACUGUAUCCAGAGCAUCCAGUAAUAAGUCAUUAGACAAUUUAAGCCUCACAGGAGCCGGACUGAUCAGAGGUUCGAUUCGCAGAAAACUCAUCGGCAAACGGGAUCCAUCAGCUGAGAGCGCUGCCAUGCGCUGGAAAGCAUCACCCAGGUUCUUUGCCAAACCCCCCAGAGAACGGCUGUUCAAGCGGUGGAGGGGACCUAAAGGAGAGAAUUUGGCGCGACUCUAUUUACGAGGCAGAUCCAUAAACCUACAAGGACCAAAUGAGUUCACAAAGGGGCGUCUAAAUGCUGUGGGAGAGGCACCCGAGGAAACCUUAACAGUAGAGUGGGUGUUUGGAUACAGAGGGAAGGACUGUCGGAACAAUCUGCAUGUUAUGAGCACAGGAGAGAUAUGUUAUUUCACAGGGGCUAUAGUUGUGUUGCAUAACACGUGUGAAUUGACGCAAAGACACUAUUUGGAACACACCGCUGAAAUUAAGAGCUUGGCCCUUCACCCUGACAAAGUGACAGUUGCGAGUGGUCAGGGGAUCGGAAUUGCAGACACUCCCACUGGCAGCUUCCUGCCCCAUGUGCGUGUAUGGAACAGUAUCAGACUGGAGACACUGAGUGUGAUAGGAGAAGAUUUGUUCAACAAAAGCAUCAACAACAUCACAUUCUCCAAAUUGGACGGAGGAAUCCAUUUGUGUGCAAUAGACGAGUCCAUAGACCACAUCAUGACCAUCUGGGACUGGAAGCAAGACCCAAUCAUUCCACUGGCACAGGAAUCGACGUUUCUGGAGACAGUGGUCUCUCUGGAGUACCAUCCCAGCAGAGGCAUGGUAGUAGUGGCCAGUAAAGAGACACUCUCUUUCUGGACAGUCAGACCCCACUCCUCAAAUGGGGAAGAGGGAGAGGUGGGGGAGAGAUACGAGGGGGGAGAUUUAAUUUCAGGAGGGGAGACACCAGAAACUCCUUCAUUUCGCAAGCUGAAGUUAUCCAAACAGCUGGCCACUUUCGAUCUGGUUGAGAAGCCCAAACAAGUGACGAGUGUGGCCUUUUUACCCGAUGAGUCACUAGUCAGUGGGGACUCCAACGGAAACCUGGUGCAAUGGGAUCUAUAUAGCGGCCGUGUGGUCCGUGCGUGCAAGAAGGUAUUGGAGGGAGCCAUCAGUGCAAUAGUGUGUGACCCCAAUGAUAAUGACACUCUCUUCCUAGGGGGCAUACAGUCGCCCAUAUUAGUUCAGAUGGACAUGAAUGAAUUCAAUCAGAUCAGUGUCAAUAAUGGAAUAGUGGACGUGGUUGGUGGCAUCCGGACCAUUGCCUUCGACUGCAGUGGAAGAGUGUUCAUAGGCACCACCAGGAACUGCAUCCUCACCAGCGAGAGAGACAGAAUCCAAUUCACAUUCGCAUCCAUGGGCCACUCGAAGGAGUUGUGGGGUCUGUGUUGUGAGCAGGAGAGUGAGAAGUUCCUGACUUGUGGCAGUGACAAACUCAUCGUCUGCUGGAACAGAAGACAGGCCGAAUGGUACAAAGAGGUUGACUACGGGUGCGUGUGUGCCUCCUUCCAUCCUCACUAUCCUCUGGUGGCAGUGGGCACAGAAGUGGGCAGAUGGUUCGCCCUCAACACCGUCUCCAAAGAGAUAGUCACCAUGCACGCAGACAGCAAACUACAGUUCAACUCCAUAUCAUUCUCACCCAAUGGUAACCGCCUGGCGAUAGGGGGCGAGGACUCUGGCAUCUACAUCUACAAACUGGACGAACAGGACAACGGGGCCAUCCGCUUCUCGAAAGUAGGAAAAUGCAUAGGCCACACUUCGUUCGUGACUCACAUGGACUGGAGUGCAGACAGCCACAAGUUGAGGUCCAACUCCGGAAACCACGAACUACUCUACUGGAGUGUGAACUACUGCAAACAAUUCGUCGGCAGUGAGACGACAGCCAAUGCCGAAUGGGCAACAGCCACCUGCACUCUCGAGUACAGCACAAUAGGAAUCUGGCCGGAGGGUUCUGAGGGAGGGGAGAUCAAUGCGACAGAUGUCUCUUCUGACCACAGCCUCAUGGCCACUGCAGAUGACAAUCACCAAGUGCACAUAUUCAACUACCCCUGUUUCCUUCCAAAGGCUCCUUCGAAAGUGGGAUUAGGCCAUGGGUCUCACGUCUCCAAAGUCAGAUUCCUAUCAGAAGGAAACAACUCUCUCGUAUCCAUAGGAGGAAUCGAUAACACCAUCAUUCUAUGGACAACAACAGCAUCCGAGUAAACAGCCACUAACUAGCAUUGAUAGAAACAACAAAAACAACCAUAUCAAAGAAAAACAUCUUCACACGCUCGUUAAUUGGAUGUCAACGCUCGCAAAGAGAAUACAUAUGUAAACUAUAACUUUUGAUUGCCACAAUUUAAUUUCACUUCUUGACAUGGGGGUAUUUACAUUAUAAUUUUGAAAUCUUCCAUAGGUUCCGGUUUCCUGUCUUUUUCAAUUAGAUAUUACAAACAUGAAUUUGAUUUCUAGCUAUGCAAUAUUAACUAUAAACUAUGAAUAAAAU
Messenger RNA from Symsagittifera roscoffensis, 2722 nucleotides. RefSeq names its product 77 kDa echinoderm microtubule-associated protein-like. NCBI's taxonomy places the organism in Eukaryota, Metazoa, Xenacoelomorpha, Acoela, Convolutidae. Gene Ontology annotation, molecular function: microtubule binding. The transcript has 20 exons. The record is from RefSeq and is a predicted model, not a curated record. Gene Ontology annotation, biological process: microtubule cytoskeleton organization. Bases 151 to 2439 code for a protein of 762 amino acids. Gene Ontology annotation, cellular component: mitotic spindle.